UGCUGUCUAUUAGGUUUACCUACUGUUGGAAUGGGCUUAUAAAUUAACAUGCAUGCCUGUUCGUCACGGCCAUCAACAAUGGAUCCUGCUCUACAUUUGCCUGCAUUUUUUGUGUUUCUUUCUUUAAUCUAUGUCUUCUAUGCAAUGCUUGGAAGGAAAAAGAUAAUAAAAAGUAGUAAGAGCAGGGACGCUCCCGAACCAGGUGGUGCAUGGCCAAUUAUUGGCCACCUCCAUCUACUAGGAGGAGGUGAUCAGCUUCUUUACCGUACACUUGGAGCCAUGGCUGAUAAGUAUGGUCCGGCAUUCAAUAUCCGCCUCGGCAGUCGCCGUGCUUUUGUGGUGAGUAGUUGGGAAGUAGCGAAGGAAUGCUUCACCAUUAAUGACAAAGCACUUGCUACGCGUCCCACUACAGUAGCCGCAAAGCACAUGGGCUACAACUAUGCGGUAUUUGGUUUUGCACCCUACAGCCCUUUCUGGCGUGAGAUGCGGAAGAUUGCAACACUUGAACUUCUUUCAAAUCGUCGGCUUGAGAUUCUAAAGCAUGUUCGAACUUCAGAAGUUGACAUGGGGAUUAGGGAACUGUACGGUUUGUGGGUCAAAAACAGCUCCCGUCCAUUGCUUGUUGAACUUAAUCGAUGGUUGGAAGAUAUGACACUUAACGUGAUUGUUAGAAUGGUGGCUGGAAAAAGAUACUUUGGUGCUGCCGCUGCCUCCGACAGCAGUGAGGCAAGACGGUGCCAGAAAGCAAUUAGCCAAUUCUUUCGUCUAAUCGGCAUUUUUGUGGUUUCAGAUGCACUUCCAUUUCUAUGGUGGCUGGAUUUGCAGGGGCAUGAGAGGGCAAUGAAGACGACGGCCAAAGAAUUGGAUUCCAUACUUGAAGGCUGGCUUGAGGAGCAUCGCCAAAGAAGAGUUUCUAGUCUGAUCAAGGCCGAGGGUGAGCAAGACUUCAUUGACGUCAUGUUGUCCCUUCAGGAGGAAGGGCGCCUCUCUGGUUUUCAGUAUGAUUCCGAAACAAGCAUCAAGUCCACUUGCCUGGCACUAAUCCUAGGUGGCAGUGACACCACAGCAGGCACACUGACGUGGGCCAUUUCUUUACUCCUGAACAAUCGCCACGCCUUGAAAAAGGCACAAGAAGAACUAGAUCUGUGUGUUGGCAUGGAAAGGCAAGUGGAAGAGUCAGACGUUAAAAACCUUGUGUAUCUUCAAGCAAUCAUCAAGGAGACCCUUCGCCUCUACCCAGCAGGUCCCCUACUAGGACCCCGAGAGGCGUUGGACGAUUGCACAGUCGCUGGCUACAAUGUCCCUGCUGGCACUCGCUUAAUAGUGAACAUAUGGAAGCUUCAAAGGGAUCCAAGUGUUUGGACAAAUCCUUGUGCUUUCCAACCGGAGAGAUUUCUCAAUGCUCAUGCUGAUGUUGAUGUUAAAGGCCAACAAUUUGAACUGAUGCCUUUUGGGUCUGGCAGAAGAUCGUGCCCUGGAGUUUCAUUUGCACUCCAAGUCCUGCACUUGACCCUCGCACGACUCCUUCAUGCAUUUGAAUUGUCAACGCCAGUGGAUCAGCCGGUCGACAUGACUGAGAGCUCGGGUUUAACCAUUCCAAAAGCAACCCCAUUAGAGGUCCUCUUGACUCCACGCCUGAACUCCAAGCUCUAUGCUUUUUAAGAAGCGUGUAUUGAUCAAUAACAUCGAGUGUGGGGAGGUCAAGGGAAUUGCUAGAUGGUUUACGCUUGUCCGGGA
Vitis vinifera (wine grape) is the source of this 1737-nucleotide messenger RNA. Its product is annotated as xanthotoxin 5-hydroxylase CYP82C4. NCBI's taxonomy places the organism in Eukaryota, Viridiplantae, Streptophyta, Magnoliopsida, Vitales, Vitaceae. The coding region runs from base 49 to 1662 and encodes 537 amino acids. Gene Ontology annotation, molecular function: oxidoreductase activity, acting on paired donors, with incorporation or reduction of molecular oxygen; iron ion binding; heme binding. The transcript has 2 exons. Gene Ontology annotation, biological process: defense response to other organism. The record is from RefSeq and is a predicted model, not a curated record.